AAAACAAAAAAGGAAAGAGUAAAUAAAAUGGUCAAGUUUUUAGUAAUCUUCUGGUUUGUGGUCAUAAGCUUUAGUCAUGUCUCUGCACAGGUAUGCCUUGAAAGAUCUGGUUUCUUCACACCCAAUAGUACUUACGACUUAAACCGCCGAGUCCUGCUUUCUUCUCUUCCUCUAAUGUCACAGCUAUCGACGGCUUUUACACGACAUGGAUCGGGGAACAUCCAAACAGAGCAUAUGGUCUAGGGAUGUGUGUCCCAGGUACUGAUGCACACUCUUGUUCUGAUUGUAUCAUCCUUCAAAUGCUAGAUUGUUGCAGAAUUGUACUAAUCAGACAGAAGCUAUAGUCUGGAGAAUUGAUAGAACAGUUUGUCUUGUACGUUACUCAAACCGCUCGUUUUAUAGUUCCCUUGGUAUGGAGAUUCUGAGGAGUGAUAACUAUACCAGAGAUUUUCAAGCUAACUUGACGGAUUUGGAAAUUACAUGGGAGGCUUUGAUGAUUCGUAUGAUAGACCAAGCUUCAUAUUUGUACUAUGCAGCCGGGAUACGAAAGCUUGAGACGUCUAUCUCACGCAUUUACGGUUUUGUGCAAUGCAGUAGAGACUUAUCUCUUCAAAACUGCACCAAGUGUCUACAACAAAACGUGGUUGAGUAUAGGUCAUGUUGCCGUGGGAGACAAGGAGGUAUUAUUUUGAGGCCAAGCUGUUUCAUUCGAUGGGAGCUUUAUCCGUUCUUGGGACUUUUUGAUAAUAUUCGUCCUCGUCAAAAAGAUGGCAAAAGCAUUUCUACAGGAGCUAUUGUGGCGAUUAUCGUUGUUCCCAUCUUAUUGCUUGCUCUAGGAGUUGGUCUUUGGAAGAGGAGAAAAGCAUAUAAAACAAAGACAACUAAAAUAGCAGAUGAUAUUACAACUUCAGGUUCACUUCAGUUCGAGUUUAAAGCAAUUGAAGCUGCCACAUGUAAUUUUCAUAAUGUUAACAAGCUUGGUCAUGGUGGUUUUGGUGAAGUUUACAAGGGAACAUUUCCGAAUGGAACAGAAGUUGCUGUGAAGAGGUUGUCUAAAACGUCAGGACAAGGUGAAGAAGAGUUCAAGAACGAGGUGUUUCUUGUAGCAAAGCUUCAACAUAGAAAUCUUGUUAAGCUUCUCGGGUAUGCUGUCAAAGGAGACGAAAAGAUAUUAGUCUACGAGUUUUUGCCUAACAAAAGUCUCGACCACUUCCUCUUUGACCCGGUAAAGAAGGGUCAACUAGAUUGGACAAGAAGAUACAACAUUAUUAAUGGAAUUACUCGAGGGAUUGUGUAUCUUCAUCAAGAUUCACGGCUUACAAUCAUACACCGUGACCUCAAAGCGGGUAACAUUCUCUUAGAUGCCGAUAUGAACCCGAAAAUCGUGGAUUUUGGUGUGGCUAGGAAUUUUAGAGUGGACCAAACUGAAGCUACCACAGCAAGAGUAGUUGGAACAAUCGGUUACAUGCCACCCGAAUAUGUGACGAAUGGGCAGUUCUCGACGAAAUCUGAUGUGUAUAGCUUUGGAGUAUUGAUUCUGGAGAUUAUUGGUGGGAAAAAGAAUAGUAGCAUCAACGAGACAGACGGCUCAAUAAGUAACUUAGUCACAUAUGUAUGGAGGCUUUGGAACAAUGAACCAUUGUUGGAACUGGUAGACGCACCCAUGGGGGAGAAUUAUGAUAGAAAUGAAGUCAUUAGAUGCAUUCACAUUGGAUUGUUAUGUGUUCAAGAAAAUCCUGCUGAUCGUCCAACGAUGUCUACAGUCUUUCAUAUGCUCACAAAUACUUCAAUUACUCUACAUGUGCCUCAACCACCAGGAUUUGUCUUUAGGGUCAGAUUCAAGCCAAAUCCCUUAGCUGAUAGAUUGCAGCGUGGUCCGUCUACUAGCAUGUCUUUUUCUUGUUCUGUAUCGGUCACGUGUGUUAGUCCUCGUUAAAAGCGAGGCUAAUGUUGUAUAUGUAGAUUCUUUCAUAAACCAAUUAUUGACAAAAAUGAAUAGCUUAAUAUCAAUUAGUCUGGAAGGAUAACC
Arabidopsis thaliana (thale cress) is the source of this 2029-nucleotide messenger RNA. It is a transcript of the gene CRK24, whose product is annotated as cysteine-rich RLK (RECEPTOR-like protein kinase) 24. Gene Ontology annotation, cellular component: membrane. Gene Ontology annotation, molecular function: protein kinase activity; protein serine kinase activity; ATP binding. The coding region runs from base 413 to 1936 and encodes 507 amino acids. The transcript has 7 exons. The record is from RefSeq and is marked reviewed. Gene Ontology annotation, biological process: defense response to bacterium; response to salicylic acid. Lineage: Eukaryota; Viridiplantae; Streptophyta; Magnoliopsida; Brassicales; Brassicaceae.